Molecule: messenger RNA, 1398 nt
Organism: Plasmodium malariae
Lineage: Eukaryota; Apicomplexa; Aconoidasida; Haemosporida; Plasmodiidae
Product: ATP-specific succinyl-CoA synthetase beta subunit, putative
Exons: 1
Coding region: 1-1398 (465 amino acids)
Biological process (GO): tricarboxylic acid cycle; succinyl-CoA metabolic process
Cellular component (GO): succinate-CoA ligase complex; mitochondrion
Molecular function (GO): ATP binding; metal ion binding; succinate-CoA ligase (ADP-forming) activity
Source: RefSeq, a predicted model, not a curated record
AUGAUUUCGGUAAAAAGUAAGACAAAAUUUAUGAUGGAUCUGCGCAGGUAUAUAAGUUAUAGCAUAUGGAAUUUAGGAAGUAAAUUAAGUAGUAAUAAGAGAAACCAUUUUUCUUUUUUUUUUUUGGAUAAAAAAUAUUUAAGUAUACAUGAGUAUUUAUCUAUAGAUUUAUUGCGUUUUCAUAAUAUUCCAUGCCCUCAAGGGUAUCCUGCAAAGACCCCAGAAGAAGCAGAAGAAAAAGCACUGGAGUUACAAAAUGCUUGUGGAGAUAUAGAUAUAGUAGUAAAAGCACAAAUAUUAAGUGGAGGAAGAGGGGUAGGUUAUUUUAAGGAAAACAAUUUCCAAGGAGGUGUACAUAUAUGUAGGAACAGUACAGAAGUUAAAGAGAUUUCAUCAAAAAUGUUGAAUAACACACUUGUAACUAAGCAGACAGGAGAUGAAGGCAAAAAAUGUAAUACUGUAUUUAUAUGUGAAAGGUUUUAUAUAAGGAAAGAAAGAUAUGUAGCUUUCACGUUAGAUCGAACUUCUAAUAGUAUUAUGUUAUUAGGAUCAAAAGUAGGUGGAUCUUCCAUAGAAGAAAUUAAUAAAAAAGAUAAAAACGCUAUUUAUAAGAUGAGUAUAGAUAUUAAAAAUGGAUUAACAAAUGGUCAGUCAAGAGAAUUUUGUGAGAAAAUAGGAUUCAAAAAUAUUGAACUGAAUAUUGUUACUGAUAUGGUAAUAAAUCUAUAUAAAAUUUUUAAACAAUACGAUUGUACAUUAUUGGAAAUUAAUCCAUUAUCAGAAACAAAUGAUGGAAGAGUUCUAUGUUGUGAUGCUAAACUAAACUUCGAUGAUAAUGCAGAAUAUAGACAAAAAGAAAUUUUCCAAAAAAGAGAUUUAUCACAAGAAGAUUCGAUAGAAAUUCAAGCAAGGAAACAUAAUUUAAAUUAUGUAUCACUAAAUGGAAAUAUUGCAUGUAUGGUUAAUGGUGCAGGAUUAGCAAUGGCAACACUCGAUCUAAUAGUUUUACAUAACGGUUCACCAUCUAACUUUUUAGAUGUAGGCGGUAGUGCAACUGAAGAAGAAAUUUCGGAGGCUCUAAAAAUUAUUAAUAAUAAUGAAAAAGCAAAAGUUUGUUUUAUCAACAUUCUGGGUGGAAUCAUGCGGUGUGAUAUUAUUGCCAAGGGUAUUAUUAAUGCAAUGAAACAAGUGGAAUUUAAAAAACCACUUAUUAUAAGGUUAGAAGGCACAAAUGAACAAGAAGCCGAAAAAUUAAUUAAAGAGUCGAAUCUCAGCUGCAUCUUAUGUCAAGAUAUGAAUGCAGCUGCUGAAAAAAGCGUAGCCAUGGCAAAUAUAAUAGAAAUAGCCAACCGGUCCAACAUUAAUGUGGGCUUUCUCUCUAACAAUGUCCUUAACUAA